Molecule: messenger RNA, 1868 nt
Organism: Drosophila sechellia
Lineage: Eukaryota; Metazoa; Arthropoda; Insecta; Diptera; Drosophilidae
Product: venom carboxylesterase-6
Exons: 4
Coding region: 24-1775 (583 amino acids)
Source: RefSeq, a predicted model, not a curated record
CGGACUUCAAGCGCAGGAGCACGAUGUCAAAAGACGCUGGCCUCUGGUCGAUCCGGGUGAUUUUGUUGUGCAUUUGCAUCCAAUGGAGCGAUGGACGCAAUUCGCAGUGCUUGCACGUGCGUUUAUCCCACGGCGGUUGGCUAAUUGGACGCCAUUUGACAACCCACAAUGGCCGGCACAUGCGGGCGUUUAUGGGUGUGCCAUAUGCGGAGCCACCUCUUGACGAUCUUCGCUUUCGUCCGCCCGUGUUGAAGGCCCCUUGGGAGGGUGAACGAUUGGCGAUCAAGGAUGCACCCAUCUGUCUGCAGCGCGAUCCCUUCCGGCGCGACAUGAUACUGGAGGGUUCCGAGGAUUGCCUCUAUCUGAACGUUUACACGCCGGAGAGGCCGAGAACAAAUGGAACUUUGCCUGUGAUGGUGUGGUUCCAUGGCGGCGGCUGGCAGUGUGGCUCCGGUAUUAGUAGCUUCUACGGUCCUGAUUUCCUGCUCGACCACGACAUCGUCUUGGUUUCGGCCAACUUUCGAUUGGGUCCUUUGGGAUUCCUUAGCACAGAGACGGUCGAUUGUCCCGGCAACAAUGGCUUAAAGGAUCAACUGGAGGUUCUGCGCUGGGUUCGUGCGAACAUUGCAUCAUUUGGUGGUGAUCCGAACAGUGUUACGGUCUUUGGCGAGAGCGCCGGAGGUGCCAGUGUCACCUAUCACAUGCUGUCGGAAAAGUCGCGCGGCCUACUGCAUCGAGGUAUCGCCCAGUCUGGCACCUAUUUCAAUCCCUGGGCACAGCCUGCGCAUAAGGGAGUGGCCGCUGGAAGGGCAACCAAAUUGGCCCAGAUAGUGGGCUGCGGCAACGCCGGUGAAUGGCCGGAAAAACUGGAGUGCCUGAGGAAGAAGCCAGCGGAGGAUAUAGUGGCCUCCCUAUACGACAUGUUCGUCUGGGACUUUGAUCCGAUGAUACCAUUUCCGCCCGUGAUCGAACCGGAGCACGAUGGCGCCUUCCUCACAGUGGCACCUCGCCAGGCGGCCAAACCACAUGGACUGCAACUUCCACUCAUGGUGGGCGCCACCGCCGAGGAAGGUCUCCUGAAGACCGCCGCCCUGCUCAAUCUUCCCCAGCUGUUGGCCGAGUUUAAGUCUCAGUUUGAGCAGGUCCUGCCCGUCGUGCUCAACUACGAUCACCAUGACGAUUCCGUGCGACAAGCGAUUACGCAGCGCAUCGAAAGCUUCUACUUCAAGUCGGGCCACGAUUACGACAAGGCCAAACACCAGAACCUGACCGACCUGAUCUCGGAUGGAUGGUUUGUAGCCGGAAUCGAUGAGUACAUGCGCCUCCGCAUGUCCCACGAUGACGUGGCUCCCACCUAUGUAUACCUAUUCGAUCACAAGGGAGCUGCCAGUUUUACGGAGAUUUUCAAGGGCGGCCGAAACGAGUUUUAUGGAGCGUGCCAUGCCGAGGAGCUCCAGUACUUGUUCCCAAUUGGCCGGGAGCUAUUCGUGAGUGCGGUGCCGACGCAAAAGGAUCUGGAGCUCCGCGAAUUGAUGCUUCAUCUGUGGGUUAGCUUUGCGAGGACCGGCAAUCCAAAUCCCACGAAUGCUACCUUCCAACUGCCGAACUGGAGUCCCGCAUCCAGUUAUCCAGUGGAAUUCGCCCGACUGGGCACCAAAAUGGAGGACUCCGACUCCAUUUUUCGACUUGAAAACGAGCUUAUGCAGCACCGGGUCGACUUUUGGAGGGACCUGCAGCCCCAUUUGCCCGCCAGUCACGGCCACAACGAGCUGUAGUUAUCCACCAAGUCGUUGUACAAAUGCAAUUCACAUUCUGUCUCAUUCAAUUGUGUUAUUCCACCACAAAUUAUAAAUUGUACUGUACUUAAA